Messenger RNA from Galdieria sulphuraria, 1295 nucleotides. RefSeq lists its product as uncharacterized. Gene Ontology annotation, biological process: translation. Lineage: Eukaryota; Rhodophyta; Bangiophyceae; Galdieriales; Galdieriaceae. The coding region runs from base 58 to 600 and encodes 180 amino acids. The record is from RefSeq and is a predicted model, not a curated record. The transcript has 6 exons. Gene Ontology annotation, molecular function: structural constituent of ribosome; small ribosomal subunit rRNA binding. Gene Ontology annotation, cellular component: ribosome.
AGUUCCCAUCACAAUUUGCCCCCACUAGAAAGUUUUUCUCCGUUACGGACUAAGAAAAUGCCAUAUUAUGAGCUGUUUUGUUUGUUUCGUACAGACUUGCCUAGACAAGAACUGUUUCAGUCGGUGAAGAAAACUGCAGAACGUCUUAUGGACGCUGAUGGUGUCAUAACUCGCAUCGAUCCAUUAGCGUCCAGAGAACUUGCUUAUGAUAUUGUCCGUAAGGGAGUUCGAUAUGAAACAGCACACUUUAUCCAAUACCGAGUUUUUGCUCCUUCUGGUAAUAUUUAUGACUUGGCCCAAAAAUUGAAGUACGACAACUCUAUCCUAAGGUUUAAGUUUUUGAGACGGCGAUUAGAGGAUGCAGUUAAUCACUCCAAUCCAUUUGAGAGAAUUCUUCCUCGUCAGAACCUACCAAAGACUGAUCCUGCUUUUAGUUUGGAAAAGUUCUUACAGGAUCUUCAUGAGAAAGAGCCUUUAGGAUAUCGCUAUGCUUCCAGAGAAACUUUUGGUGAAACAGAUCAACUAUCUGCCGAGGAAACUCCUAAUGAAGGUUUGAUAGAUGAUAUAUUGCGUACUUUGGAGAAAAGUCAAAAACCAUAAGUUAUACAUUUCAGUUUAUUUUUGUAUAUUGACUGGUUGAUUGAACUUCACUGUUCUUUUUAUUAUGUUCGAGCAUAGUUAUUCUUUCUAUGGAAACAAUAAACAGGUUUUGAGUUGCUUCAUCUUGAACCAUUAGAUCUACUGCUACUUGGGACAGUACCAAAUCGGACUUUAUAUGCAGAAGCUUUGACUAUGGUUGUAUAAAACAACAGUAAACGUAAAUUGGUCUGAUACUCGCUGUUAAUAGCAUAUACCAAAGUCCAUACCUAGCAAUAACAAUAGUUUCAGUAAACAUCAAACACAAAAUGGGGUCCAAUAACUUCAGUUUGUGUUUUUCUCCUCGUUCCUGAAGCUUCCUUCUGGAACCAUCGACAGUAACGAUUAUCAUCAUGAUAUAAAAUAUUUCUGUGAUGAAUCAAGGCGAAAAUACUUACGAACCUUCUCUAAAGCAAUUUCUAAAGUUGAAGUUGUGAACUGAUUGAAUAUUCACCAGACGCAAACAGAAUAACCAAAAAUUCUCCAGACAAGUUGCGGCUCAUAAAGGAUAAAGAAUGGUUCUUAACAUUUCCCUUGCAAAAGUUGUCUUGAGAGUCUCCAUCGUCACAACUGUUGUCACCGUAGCCUUAGAGUACUUGUACGUGUAAAUAAUUGUUCGCCAUAUAACUUGUCAAAACUAAUCUCUGUAGUACCAUAUU